Messenger RNA from Cutaneotrichosporon cavernicola, 855 nucleotides. RefSeq lists its product as uncharacterized. The record is from RefSeq and is a predicted model, not a curated record. Gene Ontology annotation, cellular component: nucleus; cytoplasm. Gene Ontology annotation, biological process: tRNA methylation; tRNA wobble uridine modification. The transcript is spliced from 2 exons. Gene Ontology annotation, molecular function: tRNA (5-carboxymethyluridine(34)-5-O)-methyltransferase activity; tRNA binding; S-adenosylmethionine-dependent methyltransferase activity. The coding region runs from base 1 to 855 and encodes 284 amino acids. NCBI's taxonomy places the organism in Eukaryota, Fungi, Basidiomycota, Tremellomycetes, Trichosporonales, Trichosporonaceae.
AUGACCAUGUCAAAACCUGUUCCGACGCCUGCAACGCUCGGUUUCGAUGCUGCGCAGUAUGAGGAGGAUUCGGUGCAUGGCGUGUACGAAGCGAUUGCGCCACAUUUCUCACGGACACGGUACAAGCCGUGGCCUUUAAUCAACACGUUCCUUGCGUCUCUCCCUCCCGGCUCGUUCGGUCUCGACACAGGCGCAGGGAAUGGCAAGUAUCUUCCCUCCAUCUCGGCGGCGGGAUGCACAGCCCUAGCCCUCGACAGGUCGCAGGGCCUGUUGAGCAUCGCAGCCACCAUGGGAGGGGUGGGGUGCGUACGCGCCGACAUUUGCCAUGUUCCCUUCCGCGCAGGCUUGUUCGACUUUGCCAUUAGCGUGGCGGCCAUCCACCACCUCUCGACUCCCGAGCGGCGGGAACGCGCAGUCCAGGCGCUGUUGCGUUCUCUGCGGGCCGCCGAAGAGCCGGCACGCUUCUUCAUCUACGUCUGGGCCUGGGAGCAGGGACCCGAGAGCCGACGGAAGAUGGGAUCGAGGGCCGGUGGGGAGGUCGUACAGGACGUGAUGGUGCCGUGGGUCGUCAAGCCUGGUCCGGGCAAGACGAAGCGGGCCAAGGGGAGGAGAGGGGUCGAGGCUGCGGAAGACAAGUCCCCGGACCAGCCUGAAGAACCUCAAGAGCCAGAGGACAAGGUGUAUCACCGCUACUAUCACUUGUUCGUCGAGGGCGAACUGCGCGCCCUCGUCCAAGCUGCAGGCCGGAGCGAGGGGUUCGCUUUAGGAGAUGAGGCGGGUAAGUACCUCCGCGUCGUGAGUGAGGGUUGGGAGGCAGAUAACUGGUGGAUUGAGGGCGAGGUCGGCUUGAGGUAG